Molecule: messenger RNA, 13903 nt
Organism: Moneuplotes crassus
Lineage: Eukaryota; Ciliophora; Spirotrichea; Euplotida; Euplotidae
Source: the annotation of a GenBank genome assembly
AAAUUAUAUUAAAUAGCGUAAGUAAAAUGGAUACGACGUUGGACCAAAGCCAUGAAACCGAUAUUACGCAGGAUAUAGAAGACCAGACCCCUGAAGCUUUAACUAGAGAGGAACUAGAGGUCUUCACCGAUUAUAUGACAUCAGUCAGUUCGGCUCUACUUGACGUAGAGUCGCAAGAUUACUUUCACAAAUCUAUUCAUACUGAGGAGAACUUGAACACGAUUAGAGCUUUCAUUACAGACGCACAGAAUAGAUCUCUGAUUGUUUCCAAGGUAGAAGAGUCCUCAGCAACUAUGAAUGAACAAGAAGCAGAAGGCAAAGAGGAACUCAAAGAUACAGCCCAGGAUACAAUUGACACCUCUGAGUCUCAUAAGAAUUGAAUGAUCAGUAUUGCUGUUGAUCUCAAAGUUCAGUACAGAGGAGCUGACUCCCAAUCCAUUGCUUUCAUCAAGAGACAUCAUGGGGGCAAUAUUGAACUGAAGACUACAGGAGGCAAGAUUGGAAAACAACUCCAAGUGAUCAAUCUUGGAUAUCCUGGAGAGGAAAUUGACAUCUUCAGACUCGCUAAUAUUUAUGUUGACAAUGGUCUCAUCCCCCUCUUUGCUUCUUACAGGUCAAAGAAGUCAUCUGAUAGCGGAAACAUAGACCAUCUAGAUGAGAUCGAGCAGCUGCUCGCUAAGCUCAGACUUGAGUUCACCCAUUGCACUCAAGAUCAGAUUUCUUACGAUGUUAAACUAACUCUGCCGAAGAGAGUCUUGCAGAAGAAGCUUGAAGUUGAGGCCGAAGGAAGGACCAUAAGUAUCGAUGAUUUUGAGGCUGAGUCUUCUGACCAAACUUUCGUUGAUUCUCUGAUAAAGUCUCUCAAUUAUUGGCUCAAAGACAUAUCGAAAGUUACAUAUAUGGACGCUAAUUUCUGAAUUGAUUCAGUUCUGACGGAAAUCACUUUCUGGAAGAAUAGAGAGACUGCUCUUAGAAAUAUAGAACAACAACUUGAAACCCCAGAAAUCCAGACAGUCUUAGGCCUCUUGAACAAGGAGUCUUCGACUGGAAGGCAUGUCCUCUCUUUCAACCAGGACAUCAAUGUUAUGAAUGAACUCAAGAAAGCUCAAGACUUCAAUAUGAUGUUGAAGGACUGCCCAAUCAAUGACUUGAUCUCUGCCAAGGACCUCCCAAGCACACAGAAGGCAAUCAAUGAUAUCUUCGAGUACCUCAAGGUGUUCAAGAAGGGGACUUCCUACCCGAUCGGCAGAAUCAUGGAGAUGCUGGAGGCUCUCAGUAAAGACUGCUCCAAGAGAAUUCUUAAGAUUCUUGAAGACUACGACUUAAUGACCAUCGAAAAUAAGAAGUUCAUGAUCAUCAAAGAAGAGUGACUUAAGAUCUUCUCAGACAUCGACAAGUGCUUGAAGCAAUUCAUUGAAUCGGCAAAGAACAAAAAUCCCAAGAGAAACGAGAGGAAGACUAUUGCCAAGAAGCUCGACCUCGAGCAUAGUAACAUCCAGGGAAGACUCAACGAAAUCUCAGAGCACAGGAAAGAGAAUGUAAAGUUACUUGAGAUUGUGUCAAGCAUCUUCUCAAAGCAAAGUGACUCCAGUUCUAAAGAAGCUGUCAGAGACAUCCAAAAUGCGUACACAAUCUUCCUGUCAAUCAAUGUGCUCGACAUGACUGCUGAAGGAGAGAACAGAUGGCAAAAGGCAAACAAAGAGUACAACUUAAAGAUUGACAGAAUUGAACAAGAGAUUACUACUCAGAUCAGAGAUAGACUAGCAUCUGCAAAGAGUACUAAUGAGGUGUUCAGAACUUUCUCGAAGGUCAACGCCUUGUUCUCAAGACCAAGGAUUAGAGGUGCAAUCCAAGAGUACCAGAACCAGAUCUUGUCCAGUAUCAAGAAAGACAUCACCAGCUUCAGAGAUAGAUUCUUGGUUAAAUACGGCUCUUCAGAAGUCUGCAAGAUGUACAAAUUCAGGAAUUUCCCAAGUGUUUCAGGUCUGCUCACUUGGUACAAUACUCUCGAGAGAAAAUUAGAUACUUACUCCCAAAGGGUCAAAGAUGUGCUGGGUGCUGAGUGGGAGAAACAUUCAUCAGGAAAGCAACUCAAGCAACAACUUGACCCGAUUGCGAAGCAUUUGGCUGACUAUAAGACGACUCACUACAACGCAUGGAUUGAAGAGAUGAACAAAAUCAAGCCAUUUGACAAACAGAAACUCCAUAUUUACAAAAUCUCCAAGAAGAGUGAUGGCUCGCUCAAGCUUGAAGUUAAUUUCAAUAAGAAGGCUCGCUGGCUAUACCAUGAAAAGAAUACUCUGAAAUCACUCGGAAAGAGGCUUCCACAUACAAUCCUGAUGAAGGCUUCCGAAGUGGAGAUGUGAUUCCCAUCCUACAUCUCAUUAGUUGAUAGUUUGGCUACUAUCCAACAAGUCAACAGCAUAACCACUCCUGAGAUUGAGAUGUCUCUUGCUUCGAAGAGGAAGAGAGUCCACCAGCAGUUCAAGGCUGGAACAAAGAUUUCCUGGAAGGAUGAAAGAGGACUCCCUGGAUAUGCCAACCAGAUCGCAGCUCAAGUUCAAGAACUGGAAGAUUCCACCCAUAUUGCCUUACAGAAGAACGACAGAAAGAACCAAAUCAUGAAGGGUCUUGACGACUGCAUGUACAAGAGCGAAGAGUUUAAACACAGGCUCGACGAACUCCAGAGAAUUGCAGACGACUUUGUCUUCUCCGACUUCUCAAACAUUUUCAAGUGGGUUGAUAUUGUGAACCAACACGUCGAGAGCAUCUUGGUCAAGAGGGCCGAGGAAGCUAUUCAACAGUGGAUUGAUGAGUUCAAUAACUAUGGAGACUGCACCCCAAGAUUUAUCAAAUUGGCUCCAAUCCAUGAGAUCAAAAUUAGAGACAGACAGCUGGUGAUGGAUCCAAGCGUGCAAGAAAUGAGGUCCUUCUGGUACAAGCAGCUCAACCGUGUCGUAUCUGUAAUUGGCAGACAGAAAAAUAUUGAGAGCACAAAGUAUGACAACCGAAGCAGAGCUAGCACCUCUUUACUGGCUGGAGAUGUCGAGGAAGAACCAGACUUCAGAUUCGCUCUGAAGAAGAUCAGAAAAGAUAUUAUGCGGAAAGCUAACCAGACCAUUGAAUCCGCUAUUCGAGAUGCUCAAUCAUAUGUGUCAAUCUCAGGUUGCCAGGCUCUCUGGAAUGUAGACUUCUCUAAGCUCUACGACAAACUGGGAGGAAAUGUAGCAAAAUGGCACUUCUGCCUCGGAGGCCUUCAAGACCUAAUCAUGAGAAACUUUGAUAGAGCCGAAACGAUCAAACACUUCGGAGCUGUUGUGAUUGACUACCAGAAGGCUCAAGACCAAGUCAACAACAGAUUCAACUCUCUGAGAGACCAAAUUGUGAAGAGGCUAUAUGAAGAUGUUUCUGGAAACAUGAACCAAUUCUACAAGACUCUUACUACUGCCAAGAAUGAGCUCGAACUUCUCUCUCUGGACAACCCAAAUAUCGACGUCACCAUUUUCAUCACUGAAAUCCAGGAGAAGAAGCGUCUGUCUGGCAAAUGGGAGAAAGAGCUGGAGGAUGUUUAUGAGCAAGGAUUCGGCAUUCUCAAGAAGAAGUAUUAUAUCCAAACUCCUCAUAAGCUCAAUAUUGACAAUGUCAGAGGCGCCUGGAGCAACUUCAAGCAAAUUCUUUCCAAGAAGGUCAAGCUCAUGGAGGGAGAAAUGGACAGACUCAGAUCAAAGGUCAUCUCUGAACAGAAGGUGGUCGCCAAGAAGAUCGAAGAAGCCAAGAAGGAAUGGGUCACCAUGAAAGACCAAGGAUUCAUCCAAGUCGAAGAAGGCCAAGAAGGCGACCAAGCACUUCCUGACGUUCGAGGAAUUCUCAACUUCCUCAGUGUGGUUGAAGCUAAAGCAGGCAAGCUCAAGGAUGACUGGAAGAGAGUCUGCAAAGCUAAAGAACUUCUCGACAUGGAUCUCUCAGACCCAGAGGCUUUAGACUGAUUUGAGGCCACCAUCAGAGACUAUAAGGGCGUUUGGGGAGCCCUCAGCAAGAUCUGGGAUCAAGUCUUAGAAAUUGGAGAGACCCUCUUCACUGCUUUAAAUCCCAAUAAAAUUAAGGAAAGCUUGCGAAACACUUUAGAAGAAUUCAUUGAAAUGCCAACAAAGUUCAAGCAAUAUGAUGCCUACGAAGACAUGAAGUCUCGAGUCAGCAAAUUCCAGAGCAUGCAAAACACAGUCAUUGACUUAAAGGGAGAAGCAAUCCAGCAAAGACAUUGGACCAAACUCCUCAGAGUCUUGAGAAUCAAGAUCCCAUUCAAUGAACUCACCGUCCUGGACCUCUGGAAGGCUGACCUCAUCGCCAAUAAAGUUGCAGUUGGAGACAUCAUGGCCCAAGCCAUUGGUGAGAGUGCCAUCGAGAGGUUCCUUACUGACAUGAAGGAUCACUGGGCCGCUCAUGAGCUCGAUUUAGUGAAAUUUCAAGCCAAGUGCAGGUUGAUCAGAGGGUGGGAUGACUUAUUUACAAUGAUUGACGAAGACAUCAGCAACCUUGCUUCCACCAGAAUGUCCCCGUUCGUUAAGAACUUUGAAGAGGCAAUCCCUAAAUGGGACUGGAAGCUAGAGCAAAUGAGAACCAUCUUUGAUAUCUGGAUUGAUGUCCAGAGGAGAUGGGUCUAUCUUGAAGGAAUUUUCUUUGGUGCUGCAGAUAUCAAGACCCAGCUGCCACAAGAGUUCACAAGGUUCAAGAGCAUUGACUCAGAAUUUGUUCAGCUGAUGAGAAAAGUGUCAGCUAAGCCACUCACCCAAGAAGUCUGUGCCAUUGCAAACUUAGAGCAAACAUUACAGAGACUGAGUGAUAUGCUCAACAAGAUUCAGAAAGCCCUAGGAGAUUACCUCGAGACCCAGAGAUCUAACUUCGCAAGGUUCUACUUUGUUGGAGAUGAAGACCUGCUUGAAAUCAUUGGUAACUCAAAGGAUAUUAGCAACAUUCAGAGACAUUUCGCUAAAAUGUUUGCAGGAAUUGCAAGCCUGAAGUCCCCGGAUGGCAAUGAACUCCAAGGAAUGUUCUCAAGAGAAGGAGAGUAUGUCCACUUCAAGCAGAAUCUCCAAUUGUCUGACGACCCAACCAUCUACCGCAGACUUGCGAGGGUUGAAGGAAUGAUGCAAUCUUGUCUUGCCCACGAACUCCAGAAGGCAGUUGAGAGCAUCAAGAUGAUUGUCAGCUCAAACCGAGAAGUGUUCCUGGAGUGGAUUGAUAAGUACCCAGCUCAGAUAGUGCUCACUGCCAUGCAGAUCUCCUGGGCUCAGAGAAUUGAGGAUGGACUCAGAAAGACCACCAAGCAUCUUGAAGCUACUGAGGAAAAUAUCGGAAACUUCUUGGUUAUUCUAGCUGAGGGAGUUCUUGGCGAGCUUCCAAAUGACAUCAGACGAAAAUACGAACAACUCAUUACUGACUUAGUGCACCAGAGAGACACUUCGAGACAGCUCGCAGAGGCUGGAACCUCAAGUGUUGAGGACUUCGACUGGCUCUACCACAUGAGAUACUACUGGAAUGCUAAUCAGGAGGACCCCCUGAAGAAGGUAGAGAUCCUCAUGGCUAAUGCAGUAUUCAACUAUGGAUUCGAAUAUCUUGGAGUCGGGGAGAAGCUAGUCCAGACUCCAUUAACAGAUAGAUGCUAUCUUACUCUCACCCAAGCUCUCAACUUCAGACUUGGAGGAAACCCAUUUGGACCAGCAGGAACUGGUAAAACAGAAUCAGUCAAGGCACUCGGAGCCCAACUUGGAAGAUUCGUGCUUGUGUUCAACUGUGAUGAAGCCUUCGAUGGAAAUGCUAUGGGAAGGAUCUUCGUUGGUCUAUGCCAAGUAGGAGCAUGGGGAUGCUUCGAUGAGUUCAACAGACUUGAAGAGACAAUGCUCUCUGCUGUUUCACAACAAAUCUUGACCAUUCAAACUGGGCUGCGAGAGCAUUCAGGUAAAAUCGAACUUCACGGGUCAUCUAUUAAGCUGAACCCAGCUAUGGGAAUCUUCGUCACAAUGAAUCCAGGAUAUGCUGGAAGAUCCAACUUGCCAGACAACCUGAAGCAAUUAUUCAGACAGGUCGCUAUGAUUAAGCCAAACAGGGAAAUGAUUGCCAGAGUCAUGCUUUACUCCCAAGGUUUCAAGACUGCUGAGGAGCUUUCGGGGAAGAUCGUUAGUCUGUUUGAACUUUGUGGAGACCAGCUAUCAAAUCAGCCCCACUACGACUUCGGUUUGAGAGCUCUGAAGAGUGUUCUUGUCAGUGCCGGUAACCUCAAGAGAACGGAAGAAAAUAAACACUUAGAUGCUGAGCGAGCCAUUCUGAUCAGAUCAGUGUGUAACACUGUUGUUCCAAAACUGAUCACUGAAGAUAUUCCUUUGCUCUCGAAGCUUCUCUCAGGAGUGUUCCCAGGAUCAGACAUUAUCAAGGUCGAGCAGGAAGGACUAAUCGACUGUAUUCACGACCUCCUCAAGACAAGGUACAACCUCGUCUACGACGAAAGCUUCAUCUCAAAAGUGCUGCAGCUGAUGCUCAUUCAAACAAUAUCCCACGGAGUCAUGAUGGUUGGACCUACUGGAAGCGGUAAAACUGCAGCAUACAAGCUUCUCAGGGAUUGCCUUCAAAUAGUAGAACACACGAAGUAUGAAGUCUACGUUAUCGAGCCAAAGGCAAUUCACAAAGAUGAUCUCUACGGAAGGCUUGACCCAACGACUGGAGAGUGGACUGAUGGUGUGUUCACAGGAAUCCUCAGAAGAAUUCUUGACAACGUCAGAGGAGAAGCUCAGAGAAACCACUGGAUUAUCUUCGAUGGUGAUGUUGAUCCAGAAUGGGCAGAGAAUCUGAACUCAGUUCUUGAUGACAACAAACUCCUCACCCUUCCAAGCGGAGAAAGACUCAGUAUCCCUCCGAAUGUGAGGAUUAUGUUCGAAGUAGAAAGCUUAAAGUAUGCUACACUCGCCACAGUCUCGAGAUGUGGAAUGGUCUGGUUCAGCGAAGAAAUCAUCAAACUCGACAUGAUGUACUUCCACUACCUCGAAAGACUCAAGCAAGAGGACUAUGACUCCUUGACCAGAGAAGGCUCUACCGAAGAAGGCAACGAACAGAACAAAGAUGCUCCAGGAGCACAGGUCCAAGACGAGGCUGCUAAGCUGGCCAAGAGGACUCGAGAAGUCUGUGUUGAAUCUAUUCAAAAACUCUUCAUCGAAGAUGGAUUUAUUUCGCAGUGCCUCGAAUAUUCAAAGGGGCAAGACCAUGUCAUGGAGUUCACAGACAUCAGAGCUUUGGGGGCGAUGUUCGCUCUUAUCAGAAAAGGAGUUUCCACUGUGGUAGAAUUCAACGAAGAAAGAUCCGAGUUCCCACUCUCUGACGACCAGAUAGACUCCUUCAUGUGCAAGUUCGUAAUCUACUCGGCCAUUUGGGGAAUUGGAGGAUCACUAAACCUUGCUGCAAGAAUUGAAUUCUGCGAUAAGAUCCAUGAGAUUUGAAGUAUUGACCUCCCAGACCCUUCAGGCCCUCCAAUUAUCGACUACGAAGUCAGGAUUGAUGACCAAGAAUGGCACCUCUGGAGGGAAAGAGUUCCGACCAUUGAUAUUGAGGCUAGCGAAGUCACCUCUGCCGAUAAGGUUAUUCAAACCGUAGACACCGUCAGACAUAGAGAAACGUUGUGCUCCUGGCUUGGCCAAAGAGUGCCAUUUAUUCUCUGCGGUCCUCCAGGAUCAGGUAAAACAAUGACACUGAUUUCCACAUUGAAUGCAUUGACUGAUUCCCAAAUGAUUUUCGUCAACUUCUCCAGUUCAACCAGUCCAGAGUUGAUCCUGAGAUCAUUCGACCAAUACUGUGAGUACAAGAAAGCAACAAAAGCCGAGGGAAUGAUUUUGAGGCCGAAGAAUAAUAAAUGGCUGAUUGUGUUCUGUGACGAGAUCAAUCUUCCAGAGCCUGACCAGUAUGGAACCCAACGAGUUAUAUCAUUUUUGAGACAAUUGACUGAGCAGAAUGGAUUCUACAGACCAUCCGACAAAGCCUGGGUUUCCUUAGAAAUGAUUCAAUUUGUAGGAGCUUGUAACCCUCCAACCGACCAAGGGAGAUCCCCGAUGACUGACAGGUUCAUGAGGCAUUACCCUCUGAUUUUGGUUGACUUCCCUGGAGAGGAAUCUCUCAAGCAGAUCUAUUCUACCUUCAACAGAGCCAUGCUCAAGAGAAUCCCUGACUUGUCUGGGUAUGCUCAGCCUUUGACAGAAGCCAUGGUCGAAUUCUACCAGGAGGCCCAGAAGAGGUUCACUGCCGACAUCCAGCCUCACUACGUAUACUCUCCGAGAGAGCUGACCAGGUGGAAGCUCGCCAUCUAUGGAGCCUUGGAAGGCCUCGAAACCUUAGGAGACUUAGUGAGACUCUAUGUCCACGAAGCCUUGAGAUUAUUCGAAGACAGAUGUGUUGAGCAGCAAGAAAAGGACUGGUGCAAUGAGAAUGUAUACAUUAUCGCUCAAAAGUGGUUCCCUCAGUGUGACCUUGACAAGAGUCUGAGCAGGCCAGUGCUGUUCUCACAAUAUUUGAACAAGAUGUACGUUUCAGUGCAGCAAGAAGAGCUGAGAAAGUUCAUUCAAGGCAAACUUCAGACUUUCAAUGAAGAAGAACUUGAUGUUUCCCUGGUUGUAUUCGAUUCAGUCGUUGACCACGUCCUCAGAAUUGACAGAGUCCUGAAGCAACCAGUCGGUCACCUUCUGUUGAUUGGAGCUUCUGGUGUUGGUAAAACAACUCUUGCCAGAUUCGUCGCCUGGAUCAACAACCAGACUGUCUUCCAGAUCAAGGCAUGAAAGAACUACUCCCUCGACAACUUCGAUGAAGAUAUUAGAAGCGUAAUGAGGAGAUCAGGAGUGAAGGGAGAAAAGAUCUGCUUCAUCUUCGACGAAAGUAAUGUUCUCUCCUCUGCCUUUUUGGAAAGGAUGAAUGCCCUCCUCGCUAGUGGAGAAGUGCCAGGUCUUUUCGAUGGAGACGAUUACACUCAUCUUAUCAACCAGUGCAAGGAAGCCAACCCACAGAUGGUUGAUUCUGAAGAAGAACUAUACAACAACUUUGUGAAGAACACACAGAGAAACCUCCACGUUGUGUUUACGAUGAACCCAUCAAACCCAGACUUCAACAACAGAACAGCCAGUUCUCCAGCCCUGUUCAACAGGUGUGUGAUUGACUGGUUCGGAGAGUGGGCCGACGAGAGUUUGUGGCAAGUCGCCAAGGAAUACACCAAAUAUGUGGAGCUCUCGGAUGAGUAUUUCGAGAAUUAUCAGCAAUGAGAAGUAAUUGGAGAGCAAGACACUGAUCCAAAGCAUGAGUCGCUUAUCAGUGUAAUUGUCCACAUUCACCAGUCAGCAAAGCAAGCUAAUGCAAAGCUCCAGAAGAAUGCCAAGAAGUACAACUUCAUCACUCCAAGAGACUAUCUGGACUUCAUCAAGCACUUCACCGAAGUGUUGAGCGCCAAAAAGGAGGAGCUGCAGGAGCAAGAAUUGCAUCUCAACACAGGUCUUGACAAGCUGAAAGAAACCGAGGCUGAAGUCAUCGACCUCCAGCAGAACGUGCUGGUCAGCAUCCAGGCUGACCUCGAAAAGAAGGACAAGGAGGCCAACCAGAAACUAGCCUUGAUGCUGGAAGAGCAGAAGGAUGCUGAGAAAUCCAAGGAAAUUUCCAUUAGAACUAGUCAAGAAGUCAGCAUAAAGCAGGAAGAGAUUGCUAAGAGAACUGAAGAUAUCAAUUCUGACCUCAGCAGAGCAGAGCCAGCUCUCAUAGAAGCGCAAGAAAGUGUGAACUCCAUCAACAAGUCCCAUCUGAACGAAAUCAAAGCCAUGGGUAAACCUCCGAACAAAGUAAGAUACGCAGUGGAAGCUGUAUGCGUUCUUAUUUAUGGACUCAACAAAAAGCCAGACUGGGCAAAGUGCAAAGGGUACAUUACAGGAACAGACUUCAUCCCUAAGAUCCUGAGUUACGACAAAGACCAAGUUACCGCAAAAAUCAAGAAGCUGAUUAGCAAAGAGUACCUUGAAACUGAUGACUGGAACCUUGAUGCCAUCAACAGAGCUUCCAGGGCUGCAGGGCCUCUGGCAAAGUGGGUGCAGUCCCUCAUUGACUACGCUGACAUCUACCUCAUGAUCGAGCCACUGAGAGACGAGCUGAAAGGGCUCACAGACGAAGAGAAGGAACUCGUUGUGAAGAGUGAAGAGCUCACAGCCAAGAUCGCUAAGUUGGAGCAGAACAUUGAGCAAUACAAGAAGGACUACGCUCUCUUGAUUGCUGAGGUACAAAGGAUCAAGUCAGAAAUGCUGAAGGUUACCGACAAGGUGGACAGAUCCAAGAAAUUGAUUGAGAACUUAAGCUCAGAAAGGACUAGGUGGGAAGCCUCAUGCCAGAAUAUUAUGAGCUUGAUGGCAACACUCGUUGGUGACUGCGUGCUUUCGGGUGCUUUCCUGACCUAUCUCGGAUUCUUUGACCAUUCUUACAGGAAACUGCUGAAUGCCGAAUGGAGGGACAUUCUCGGAGCUGCAGGAAUCAAAUACAGAGAUGACAUUUCAUAUCUUGAGUUCUUGAGCAAACCCUCUGAAAGACUCCAAUGGCAAGGCGAAGGUCUCCCAAAUGAUGACAUUUGUCUCGAGAAUGCAACCAUUUUGAAGUAUUACAACAGAUACCCACUUAUCAUUGACCCAAGUGAGCAAGCCCAUUCCUUCGUCAUGAAGCACUAUGAAGGUAGCAAAAUCCAAAAGACUAGUUUCGUUGAUGAUGCGUUCAUGAAGCAGCUAGAGAGCUCUAUCAGAUUUGGAUAUCCUCUUUUAGUCCAAGAUGUUGAAAAAUAUGAUCCAAUCCUGAACUCAAUCCUGAACAAAGAAAUCCACAAGACAAACGGCAGAGUUCUGAUUAGAGUCGGAGACCAAGAAAUUGAUUUCUCUCCAUCGUUUAAAAUGUUCAUGAUCACCAGAGAUUCGCAAGCUCAGUUCACUCCGGAUCUCUGCUCAAGAGUGACUUUCUGUAACUUCACAGUGACUCCAAGUUCUCUGCAGAACCAGUGCUUGAACAUCUAUUUGAAGAAUGAGAGGCCAGAGACCGAGCAGAAGAGACAAGACUUGCUCAAACUUCAGGGCGAGUGCAGAGUCCUUCUUAGAGAACUCGAGGACAAACUCCUGAACACACUGUCGACCUUCGAAGGAAGCAUCCUCGAAAACGACCAACUUAUUGGAACUCUGGAAACAAUCAAGAAGGAAGCAACGGAGAUCCAGUUAAAGGUAGAUGCUACUGACGAGACUAUGGACGAGAUUGAGCUUGUGUCUGAGGCCUAUCAGCCACUCUCUGUGGUCACCUCAAGAAUCUAUUUCACUCUUGAGAGUCUCCCCUCGAUCCACUACCUCUACCAGUUCUCACUCUGACACUUCAUGGACGUGAUCUUCGGAUUGAUCAAAGAAAAUCCUGAGCUGAACGCAAUUCCGAUGAAAGAGCCAGACCAGAGACUCCACAAGAUGUUCGAGUUGAUAUUCAAAGUGAUCUACCAGCAAUUCUCUCCGUCAAUGCUGAACCAAGACAAACUCCUCUUCGCCCUCAGACUUGCCCAGAUCAGCAUGCAGGGCAGAGGAAGUGAAGAGUUUGAAUGCUUGAUGAGAACUCCGACGGUCAUGGAGUUGAGCAUCUCGCCCAGCCUGCUUGGAGGAGCCCUUUCAGAGAGCCAGCUUGCUGCUCUCCAGUAUCUGGACACUCAGAGGGAAUUCGGAUGCCUGGUCGAUCACAUGAGUGAACCAAGCAAUCAAGAAUUAUGGAUGGAGUUCCUCAAGGAUAGCAAGGCUGAAGAGAAUGUCCCAGAACUCCCUGGUGACGCAGAGCUUGCUCAAGAAGACGAAGCUGUUUUGAAAAUAAGGCAGCUUUCUAUCAUAAAGACACUCAGACCGGACAGGUUAAGUGCCGCUGCCAAGGCCUUUAUCCACAGCGCCCUGAAGAACCAGAUGCUUGAUGAAGAUGAGAUGUCAUUUCUGACAAUUGUGGAAGAGAAGAGCAACUCCAAGUCCCCGCUCCUGCUGGUCUCAGCUCCAGGUUACGACGCCAGUGCUAAAGUAGAAGAAAUUUGAAAGACGAAUAAUAAGAAACUAUUCUCAAUUGCUAUUGGUGCAGCCGAGUGCUACGGCAUUGCUGAGAAAAGCAUCGCCUCGGCUUCAAAGAUCGGAGGGUGGGUCCUCCUCAAGAAUGUGCAUCUUGCUCCAGGAUGGCUGGUUGAUGUUGAGAAGAAGCUCCACAGGCUUAAUCACCACAAAGGAUUCAGAAUGUUCAUGACAAUGGAGUUCAAUCCAAAGAUCCCAACAACACUGCUGAGGAUGUCGAUGACUCAGGUGUUCGAGCCUCCAAGCGGAAUAAAGGCCUCUCUCCUCAGGACUUAUGGAGGCGUCGUCAACGCUCAAAGAUCAGAGAAAUCACCAAUCGAAAGAUGCAGAAUGCAUUUCCUGCUCAGUUGGUUCCAUGCAGUCAUUCAGGAAAGACUCAGAUACACUCCGAUUGGGUGGUCAAAGAAGUACGAAUUCAACGAGAGUGACCAGAGAGGAUCUCUUGAUGCUGUUGAUGAGUGGAUCACCAAGGCCACCAAAGAAAUGUCUGACAAUAUUGACCCUCAAGAAAUUCCAUUGGUCGCUAUUCGAGCUCUGCUUAGCGAAACAAUUUAUGGAGGAAAAGUAGAUAACGAAUACGAUUCUCAGAUUUUGCACUCUCUCACAGGACAGUUCUUCACUCCCGAGAGCUUCGACAGCGGGUUCCCACUGAUGAAAGUCCCAGAAACGUCAGAUGUUGAGCCUUUGAUUGCUCCAGAAGGAAGAAAAGUGGCAGACUACAGAAAGUGGAUUGAAGAGCUUCCCAACGUUGAAAGCCCUCUCUGGUGCGGACUCCCAGCCAAUGUUGACAACAUCCUCAAGAAACGCCAAGCCGCACAGUUGAUUGAGAGCUUUAAGCAGAUCCAGGGAGCUGAAGACGAAGAAGCCGAACCAUCAGUCGACGCUGAGGAGGGUGGAAAAGGAGCUUUAUGGCUCCGGAGACUGAAUGAGACUGUUACUUCUCUGCUGGAAUUCUUGCCUCAAGAAGCGCCACCUCUCAAGAGAGAACAGAAUUCUUUGACAGACCCACUGUUCAGAUUCUUAGAAAGAGAAGUCACGCUUGGUGCUAAGCUGCUCAAGGUGUUGAAGCAAGACCUCGAAGACCUCAAGCUCCUCGGAACUGGUGACCUUAAAGCCACUAACGAACUCAGGGAAAUCGCCCAUGAACUUAGUACUGACACAAUUCCAAAGAAAUGGAAGUGGUUCAAAGUUGCAAACUCCACCGCCACUGAGUGGGUGAUUGACUUUGUGAAGAGACUUGCCCAGCUUGAAGAGCUUGCUUCAGAGCCAAGCUACAGGCACAAGAAAUUAUGGCUUGGAGGAUUCUUCUUCCCAGAAGCCUUGAUCACUGCCACCAGACAGUCAGUGGCCGAGAGCCAUCAGUGGUCGUUAGAAGAGUUAGAUCUGAUCAUUGAGGUUUGAAAGGAUGAAAUCGAUGGAGACCAAAGCUUCAUGAUCGAAAAUCUCACUUUGGAAGGAUACGAAUGGUCUGCAGAAAACAAUGAUGUUGUCGCCUCAGACGUGUUAUCAGCCAAGCUCCCUGUAUCCUCCAUCAAGUGGGUCCACAAGGACCAAAGCACCAAAGAAGAACUACUUCAGAGAUUACCCAUUCCGGUCUACCUGAACAGUGAGAGACUGGACCUGUUAUUCUCAGUCAAAAUUGCGAGCAACCAGCCUAGAGCGGAUCUUUACCAGAGGGGAAUCGCACUGACAGCCUGGUCUAUAUCCUAAUCAUUCAACUUACUCUCCCCACAAAUAUACUCAUUCUCAAUUUGGCUCACAUACAUAAAACCAAGAAUUAC